GAUCAAAAGAAAUUUUACACAAUGUCUGUGGCAAAUUUCCUGGCAGUCAACUUAUUGCUAUUAUGGGUCCAUCCGGUGCUGGCAAAUCCACGCUCUUAGAUGCCUUAUCCGGUUUCAAAACAACUGGUGUUGUUGGUUCCAUAUUUGUAAAUGGCAGAAGAAGAGAUUUAGAAACAUUUAGGCGGAUGUCUUGUUAUAUAACACAAGAUGAUCGUCUACAGCCAUUAUUGACAGUUAACGAGAAUAUGCAUAUCGCUGCUGAUUUAAAAUUGGGUCCUAAUGUGUCAUAUGAGGAGAAAGAGGGUAGAAUAGAAGAUAUCUUAUUACUACUGGGUCUAUAUGAACAUGAUCGCACCAUGACAAAACGUCUCUCCGGUGGUCAAAAAAAGAGGCUAUCAAUUGCAAUGGAACUUAUAAAUAAUCCAACUGUGAUGUUCUUAGACGAACCAACAACUGGAUUAGAUAGCAGUUCCUGUGCUAAAGUUUUAGAAUUACUUAAAGAACUAGCACAACAAGGCAGAACUAUAAUCUGCACCAUACAUCAGCCUACAGCUAAACUUUUUCAAAUUUUCGAUCAAGUCUAUGUGCUCUCAGCUGGUAAUUGCGUUUACCAGGGUAGUACACGCAAAUUAGUACCAUUCCUGCAAACUGUCGACCUAUCUUGCCCUAUGUACCACAACCCAGCAGAUUACAUUAUAGAAUUAGCCUGCGGUGAGUAUGGAAAUGAUAAAGUUGAGACGCUUAAAAUGGCUGCAGAAAACGGCAGCUGUUGGACUUGGUUUGAGAAUCCUGCCAGCAUAAUGCGUUCCGAAGCUUUAAUACGAAAGUAUCCGAUUCCGCGUAGAUCACGACAUCGCACACUCGAAGACACCAGUUUUGCGAAUCAGUUGAAAGUUCUAUUAGAAAGAGGUUAUAUUAAAUCAAAGCGUGACACUACACUGACACAUAUACGUAUUGCCGUUAACGUUUUUGUGGCAGUUAUGUUGGGAGCACUUUAUGCAAAUUCUGGUAAAGAGGGUUCACGUGUAUUGGAUAAUUAUAAUUUACUCUUUGCGAUCUUGAUGCAUCAUUCUAUGUCAACAAUGAUGUUGACUGUUCUUACUUUUCCAAUGGAGAUGUCAAUUUUGUUGAAAGAACAUUUCAAUCGUUGGUAUUCACUUAAAGCCUACUACACAUCGAUAACUAUACUUGAUCUACCUAUAUCUAUUCUUUGUUGUUUCAUAUUUUCCAUAAUUAUAUAUUUCUGGAGUUAUCAACCAAUGGAACUGUCAAGAUUUAACAUGUUCUUUGCAAUCAGUGUUCUAACAGUAUUCGUUGGCCAAAGUUUCGGUUUAAUUGUUGGUGCAUGGUUCAGUGUUGUUAACGGUACCUUCCUAGCUCCAGUACUUACCAUACCAAUGAUGAUGUUUGCUGGUUUUGGCGUCACACUAAGAGAUUUGCCAAGCUAUCUCAAAUGGGGUAGUCAUAUUUCAUAUUUACGUUAUGGUUUAGAAGGCUUCAUUGGUGCCAUAUACGGAGAAAAUCGUGGAGUAUUAGAUUGUAAUGAAGCUCCAUACUGUCACUACAGAUACCCGAAAAAGUUUCUCGACGAGAUUACAAUGCGUGGCGAUCAAUUUUGGAAAGACUUCUAUGCACUUUGCAUCAUAACCGUUGCUUUCAAAAUACUGGCUUACAUUGUACUAAAAGCAAAGAUUCAGUCCGUUAAAUAGUUAUUAUUUAUGAAUUUAAGAGAGUGCAACGAAAGACAAUUAUUGUUAUGUUAUUUUAAUUUUUAUUUAAUUUUAUUUCUAGUUAUUAAGCAAAAGACACAAAAGACAAAGUAAAUGUUAUUAUAUGUAAAUAUAAAUUAUGUUAUUUUCAGACAAAUAAAUAAAU
Molecule: messenger RNA, 1875 nt
Organism: Teleopsis dalmanni
Lineage: Eukaryota; Metazoa; Arthropoda; Insecta; Diptera; Diopsidae
Product: ATP-binding cassette sub-family G member 4-like
Cellular component (GO): plasma membrane
Molecular function (GO): ABC-type transporter activity; ATP hydrolysis activity; ATP binding
Source: RefSeq, a predicted model, not a curated record